UCCUCCUAGUGUGUGCGUGCGCGCUCACUGCUAUCGCGUGGUGGUGGUCAUCCAUAUUGCUGGUAGUGGAGGAGAUUACCUAGUGUUAGUAAAGGGGUUUACGGCAGCUUUUUAAUGUUUUAAUUUAGAGAAACCACUCUGCAUCUUAGACUGAAGACUUUUUGGUCUAGGGGUGGAGUGGAGAGAGAUACGACAGAAAGGUUAUUUGCUGGACAUACGUUUUUGUUGGUAGGUUGAAGACGGAUUUGGGGUAUCGUGUUUGGAAAAGGAGAAAUGGCCACUCAGGUGGAGGCUCUCCUGCCGAACAAUCCUCUGCUGAAUCCGGAGGACCGUGGGCAUGCAGGCCAGAUCAAACACGGCGACGACCGUAUGGAGAAGGGGCCAAAGCCAACGGGCGUUUCGGACGAGGCGAACACUGCCAAGGGAACCGAUGCGGAGUUGGGAGGGUGCACCACCAAGGAACAGAGUAUACGGCAUGCGAAUGAAGAGAGCUGCGAUGAAGGGAAACUGAAUUCGGGUGGAGAAUCUCCUAAUGAGUCCAAGGAUGGCGUUAAGAACAACAAAAAGGAGUUUACAGAAGCUCCACCGCCCAAGGUGAACCCUUGGACUAAGAAAAUGAACGCCGUCACCGUGGUCAAUGUAAACGGGCAGACACAUCAGGAGUCCACUGGGCCAGCUAAGGUGGUGAAGGCAGGGAACCCUCGACCCAGGAAAGGAGUGAAGGUGGGCGAUUUUGGUGAUGCUAACAACUGGCCAACCCCUGGAGAGAUCGCUUGCAAGGAUCAGCAGAUGUGCGCCACCACCAUCCACAGCGCUAAGGGAACGCUGUUUAUUCGUGACCUUCACCGGUCUCCUAAAGGGGCGUUCACCAAACGUGAAGUGGAUGCCGGAAAAGUGCCGAAGAAAGUGACUGCAAAGAAGGAGAAGGAGAAGCGUGAGAUCAUCGAGGAGAGCAAGGAGAAUCAGAAGACCAGCAAGUCUCCGGACGACUCCGGAGAGGAGAAAAACGGAGACGACGAGUCCCAGAAGAACGGCCAGAAAGGAAAGAAAGGCAACAAGCACAAGUGGGUUCCCCUGGUGAUUGAAGUGAAGUCGGAGGGUCCGAGGGAGCGCUCGGCGUCCCGGAACAACACGCGCCAGAACGAGCCACCACGCAUGCCCCCCAACAGCCGCAACGACCUCAGAGACUGGCACAGCGGCAAGUACGAGCGUGAGUUUCGUGACGACCAUGAUGAGGUGUCGAGUGUGAAGAGUGAGGGGGCUCCGUUCCGCGCCGGCUUCCGAGGACGAGGACGCGGCCGGGGAAGGGGAAGAGGACGAGGAAGAGGAGGCAGAGGAGGACACUAUGACUACCAUUACGGCUACAAGGGCUUCGAGGGCAAGGACGGCGCCUACGGCCCCAAGUUCCCCAACACCUCCUCUGUCACCUACUACUACGACAACCUGAGCAGCCAGGACCUCUACUCAGUGGACCAGGGCCUGCUCAAGGACUACAUCAAGAGGCAGAUUGAGUACUACUUCAGCAUGGAUAACUUGCAGAGGGAUUUCUUCUUGCGGAGGAAGAUGGACGACGAGGGCUUCCUGCCCGUGGGGCUCAUCGCCAGCUUCCACAGAGUACAGGCCCUCUCCACGGACAUCAACCUCAUCAUAGAGGCAUUGAAGGACAGCAAAGUGGUGGAGAUCAUCAACAUGAAGAUCCGCUGUAAGGAGGAGCCGGACAGGUGGCCUCUGCCGGGUUUUGGGAUGCCAGAUGGGAAGGGCGGGACGGACUUCUCCCAGCUCAUCAACUGCCCCGAGUUUGUGCCCAGACAGGCCACGGACCCGCACUCCGACUUGCCGCGUUCCUCCACGCCUGUGCAGUCCAAGGCGGAGAACGUGAGUAACCUGAAGACCAUGCCCAAGGGCCUGUCCGCCAGCUUGCCCGACCUGGACUCUGAGUCCUGGAUCGAGGUCAGGAAGAAACCCCGGCCAUCACCAGCCAGGCCUAAGACGCCCUUGUUGCAGAGAGCGGACGACGGCCCGGUCUCCCCGGCGACCUCCAACAUGGCCGGCGGCGGCGGUGGUGGCGGAGGAGGAGGUGGCGCCACCACCCCCACCCCCAAGACACCCCUCUCCGCCUCCAAGGAUCAACAGCCGCAGCAGGCGCAGGACGCGGACGAGCCCGAGGAGCUGGACUUCCUGUUCGACGAGGAGAUGGAGCAGAUGGACGGCCGGCGCAACACCUUCACCGACUGGUCGGACGAGGAGACGGACGGCGAGAUCGACGACCGUGACGUCAACAAGAUCCUCAUCGUCACGCAGACGCCGCCGUACCUGCGCAAGCACCCGGGCGGCGACCGCACCGGCAACCACACCUCGCGCUCCAAGCUGACCUCCGAGCUGGUCAAGGUCAUCAACGACGGCCUCUUCUACUAUGAGCAGGACCUGUGGGACGACAACUUUGAGCCAGAGUACGCCACCAUCAAGCAAGAGGUGGAGAACUUCAAGAAGGUGCACCUGAUCACCCGUGAGGAGUUUGACUGCCUGACCCCGGAGCCUCCUGUGGACCCCAAUCAGGAGGUGCCCCCCGGACCCCCACGCCCCCAGCAGAUUCCCACCGACGCUCUGGCCAACAAGCUGUUUGGCGCGCCCGAGCCGUCCACGAUUGCGCGCUCGCUGCCCACCACGGUGCCGGACUCGCCCAACUACCGCAGCGCCCGCACCCCGCGCACGCCCCGCACGCCGCGCCUCAAGGACCCCACGCAGAUGCCACGCUUCUACCCCGUCGUCAAAGAGGGGCGGCCCGUCGACGCCAAGACUCCGCGUAAGAGGAAGACCCGGCACAGCUCCAACCCCCCCAUGGAGUGCCACGUCGGCUGGGUCAUGGACUCAAGGGAACACCGCUCACGUACUGCCUCAGUCAGCUCCAACGCCAGCCCGUCGGAGGGCACCCCUGCGCUGGGCGGCAUCGGCUGCACGCCCCAGUCCCUGCCCAAGUUCCAGCACCCCUCCCACGAGCUGCUCAAGGAGAACGGCUUCACGCAACACGUCUACCACAAGUACCGCCGCCGCUGCCUAAACGAGCGUAAGCGUCUUGGCAUUGGCCAGUCGCAGGAGAUGAACACGCUGUUCCGGUUCUGGUCCUUCUUCCUGCGGGACCACUUCAACAGGAAGAUGUACGAGGAGUUCAAGCAGCUGGUGGUGGAGGACGGCAAGGAGGGCUACAGGUAUGGUCUGGAGUGCCUGUUCCGCUACUUCAGCUACGGCCUGGAGAAGAAGUUCAGGCCCGACAUCUUCAGAGACUUCCAGGAGGAAACCAUGAAAGACUACGAAUCUGGCCAGCUGUACGGCCUGGAGAAGUUCUGGGCGUUCCUCAAGUACUCCAAGGCCAAGACCAUGGAGAUCGACCCCAAGCUGGCCGAGUACCUCAAAAAGUUCAAGCGCCUGGAGGACUUCAGAGUGGAUCCCCCGAUGGAAGAAGGCGGCAGGAAGAGGCACUCAUCCAGCGGAGACGGUCGGCGCCGCCACCCCUCGCACCCCUCCUCCCACCUGGCCCCCCUGCAGGCCCCCUUCUCUUCCUCCUCCUCCUCUUCCUCCCGCGGACCCCCCAGAGAUGAUGCCAAACCCAGUGCCCAACGGAGCCUCGUGCCCGAUGCCAAACCCCAGAAAUAACCCUUGCCCCUGACCCGGCCUUACCUUACCUUAAACCUAACCUUACUUUACCUUGCCCACCUUGCCCUUUGGUUCUCAUUGGCUACCUACGCCAUUCGGAUCCCGCCCUCUCUCGCUCUCUUCAAGUCCUGAUUGGUGCCCCAGCAGCCCCGGCCCGCCCUCCCACCUACAGAGGAAGCUGAUUGGUGGCCCAGCUCCUGAGCAAAGCAAAAGCAUGACGCCAGAACUAAAACGCCACGCAUCCAACUGAACUGAACUGAACCCGCGAGUGCAUCGCCACGACGAUGGGGGCCACGUGCGAUCGCCCGACACGCGGACAGACGCAACACAUCCAAGCUCUUCCAUUUUGAUUUUUACCUUCCAUCUUUUUUCCUUUUUUUCUUUCCCCUCUCUUAUUUCAUUCUCUUUUUUUUGUGGAAGCGAGAGCAAGUGAACGGCGUCAUCAGCUUUUGAGGAUGUCCCAGCUUGGAAAGACUUCUUUUACUUUUUUGUUGGGGAGGGGGUGAGGAAUCUAUCAAACUUGCAUUUUUUGUUUUUAAUUACUAUUAUUUUCUUCUCCUGCUAUGGGAUUGGCUGGAUCUGUAGGCUUUUUUUUUUUGGAGUCGUUGCAUUGGCUGGAUUUGGUUAAGGCCCACCCCCAUUUGCCAAUCCCCAUUUUUUUUCUCCUCCUUCCUGAGCUGUGCUGCAAGCGGACUCUGAAAUGGCGUUGCUGCGCACCUCUUCACUCUCCUCAUGAGUUCUUUUUUUUGCCACUUGGUAUUUGUUGUGGAGAGCCCGGCGGGGGAAGAAGAGGAGAGGAGGGGGAAAGUUUAACAUGUUAUCGUUGGAGGAAAACGAGCAGAGAAGAAACUUUACGGAGAAACUUUGUGUUGAACUGAACUGAGAUGAACUGAAGAUUUUUGGGGAGGGGUUCAUUCUGGGGACUAGGGUUGGUGGGGAGAGAAAACAAAAAAACAACAAAAACUCAAACAAACAAAAAACAAAGUUUAAAAAUGAAAACUUUUUUUGUGUUGGGUUGCAACCUGAAUUGAGAGAAAUGUGAUGUGAAAAAAAAAAGAAACGCUGAACUAUUGACUUGGACGUGGGGCUGGAUCUUCAAAUCUAUCUAUAUAUAUAUAAAUAUAUAUAUAGCGAUAUAUAUACACACCAAGCAAACUAAAGGAGAGGAGGAUUUCAAAAAAAAAAGAAAGAAAAGAACAAAAAAGACUGGCGCCCCCUUGGUCCUAUAGUCACCUGCCUCCUGAGCGAGCCAAUUGAACGUUGCCUUACUUACUUUGAUGGCUUUUCUGCUUAAAACGUCGCGCCAGACACCUUAAAUGUUCAUGUACAGCAUUUACCCUGACUAUAUGCAAACUCUGCGCAUACACUAACACAUGCACACACUCAAAUCCACACACACUCAUACACAAAUACGCACACACACUCAUACACAAAUACGCACACACACACACACACACACACGCACACACAUACAGAAAUGACAAACACAUUACAAAUGACAUACUUGCACGGACAUAAUUACACACUUACAAAGAUCACUUGUACUAGGAUUGCGUGCGCACAGUCUUCCACAUAUCUACCGGUGUGUUUGUAGAAGCUACCCCCUCUUCAUGUGGAAUGUGUGUGUAUGUGUGUUAUUACAGCAAAAAUGGCCUUCCUUUAACCAGGACUUAAGAGGCAUCAUCCUCAUUCUUGAUCUUAAUCAUCAUCUUGCAUCAUCAUCAUCAUCAUCAUCAUCCAGAAUACUUGAAGACCAAGCUGCAUCCACGGUGCAGGGCGACACCUGCAUCCACUAACACACACAUCGACACAUGACAUGCAUGCACGCACAACCUGGGAAAAAAGAGAAAGCAUGGAUUUGACCCUUGUUAAAGCCACUGACGCACACAAAACACAGUCAAAACACACACACAUACACACACACACACGCAGUACAUGCACACACGUAGUACAUGCACACACGUACAUUCAUACACACGUACACACACACACACACACACCAACACACACACACACCACGUCUUGUAACCUCACCUCACCAUAACCUGUACUAGUGAAUGAGCAGUGCUCCCAUCUGAUCUGUCUGACGUCGAGGUUCACACCUGCCUUAUCUACUGCUACUACUACACCUAGAGAAGUCAAAUCCCUCCCCCCAUGGUGCUUUAUGCUGGCCCCACAGAGGAUUCUGAUGUUGCCCGCAGCGCACCACGCUACGCUUUCGUUCCAAGGAAGGAAGGGCAGGCGGGCGGGCGGGCAAGACACCCACACUUAGCCAUCAAAGGGAAGCGUCAUGCUAUGCCACGCCACACCGUACCCUAUCUGGCCUCACUGCAUCGCACCGCACCGCACUGCACCGCAUCGCAGAACCAGGUCAGAUGCUCAGCGGACACGGUGCGAUGUGGUGCCACCAAUGUUCUCUCCAUCCCGUUGGUUUGAGGGGAGGUGUCGGUGACCGUUGAUGGCGCUCCGGUGCCGUUUGGUGGCUUCUUAGCAACUGUGUGAACUCCUGCCGCAGUGGAGUAAAAGGAGGGAGAAGGGGCUUUGUUUACAGUUGCUAAGCAGCAAAGGGAGGUGGAGCCUUGAAGUUGGGAGUGGACAUUGCUGACCUGACCGUGCUUUCAGUUUGGCCACGCCUACAGGAAGAGGCUGCGUUUCUGCGCUGCAUAAUCCGUUUUCUCCUGUUCUCGGGGAGCGAUUGGAAAUGAAUUAUCACCCUCAUUGUUUAGCAGUAGCCCAUUUGUUACAUGAUUUCUGUUAUUUUUUAUUUUAAUUGUCUUUUAUUUUUCUCAACUUUUUAAGUAUUCUUGAUUGAGGAGAGGAUUAGUUGAGGAGAGGGGGGAGGUCCCUGUCUCUCUACUAGGCAUGAGCUCAACACACAACCCAUAUUUUUAUCCAAUCACAGCACAGGAGUCGCUAUGUGUCCCCUAGCAACCGAACACCUGGAACUGACUGCACCGAGGCAGGAGCCACUGUGCCCCUCUGGGCCAGCUAUACUGUGUGUGUGGGUGCGUGUGUGUGUGUGCGAUCAAGCAUGACUGUGCGAGUGUGUGUGUGAGCGAACAAGUGUGUGUGCGAUCAAGCAUGACUUUGUGCGAGUGUGUGUGGGAGCGAGCGAGUGUGUGUGUGUGUGUGUGUGGACACGUAUGCAUGUGUGUCUCAGGUGUGACGUCUGACAGGCCGGAGGACUAGGGACUUUGGGGGAUUCAAAAAAAUGAAUAAAAACAACACAAAAGGACAAGACGAUUCCAUAAAGCCAUAUAUACGAAACAGCUGUACAUGAUCCAUUUGAAAAGAAAAAAAAAUGUUAAUAGGUUCCUUAUUAGCAAUGCUGAUGUUAGGCUUGUCAUGACAAAAAAAAAACUGAUGAAAAUGAAGAAAAAGGAACACAAAAAAAUCUAUAAAAUGGAAAAAUGUAAAAUACUUGAAUGAGAAAAAACUUGUAUCAUAACAUUUAAUAUUCAUAAUAUCUGCUUUGUUAGGCUGAUGUGAUUCGCUGUUAGUGUUCUUUGUAAUUUGUAGUAAUUAUGCUUUUUCCUUAAUAAUAAAAAAAAAACACAAAACGGACAAAAAAACCUCAAACACCAUCUGAAUGCCUCUUGUUUUUUCUCUGAGUGUGUCUCAGCUGUUGUGUCUAGACUAUGUUAAUGUGAAUAUACUGUGUCUAUAACC
Messenger RNA from Engraulis encrasicolus (European anchovy), 7320 nucleotides. RefSeq names its product La ribonucleoprotein 1, translational regulator (gene larp1). NCBI's taxonomy places the organism in Eukaryota, Metazoa, Chordata, Actinopteri, Clupeiformes, Engraulidae. Bases 274 to 3651 code for a protein of 1125 amino acids. The record is from RefSeq and is a predicted model, not a curated record. The transcript is spliced from 20 exons. Gene Ontology annotation, biological process: positive regulation of translation; mRNA stabilization. Gene Ontology annotation, cellular component: cytoplasmic stress granule; cytosol. Gene Ontology annotation, molecular function: RNA cap binding.